This is a messenger RNA of Python bivittatus (Burmese python), 924 nucleotides long. RefSeq names its product olfactory receptor 10A7-like. NCBI's taxonomy places the organism in Eukaryota, Metazoa, Chordata, Lepidosauria, Squamata, Pythonidae. The record is from RefSeq and is a predicted model, not a curated record. Gene Ontology annotation, molecular function: G protein-coupled receptor activity; olfactory receptor activity. Gene Ontology annotation, cellular component: membrane. Gene Ontology annotation, biological process: G protein-coupled receptor signaling pathway.
AUGAAUGUCACAGAAUUUAUCAUUUUGGGGUUUGGAAAAUUUGAACAAUGGAAAUCCAUCCUUUUCUUUUCUUUCCUAGUGCUUUAUAUUGUAGCCAUGGUUGCAAAUAUUCUCAUUAUAAUUUUAGUUGCAGUUGAUCACCAUCUUCAUACGCCCAUGUACUUCUUCCUGGGGAACUUGUCAUGCCUAGAGACUUGCUACAUCUCAAAUAUUGUACCCAAGAUGAUGGUGGGCUUACUGACUGAUGAAAACACCAUUUCCUUCAGUGGCUGCUCUUUGCAAUUUUUUUGCUUUGGCUUCCUAGUGGCUACUGAAUGCUAUCUCCUGUCUGUAAUGUCAUAUGAUCGAUAUUUAGCGAUAUGCAAACCUUUGCAUUAUGCAACAGGUAUGAAAGCACGAAUUUGUAUCCAACUAGCAGCUUCUUCAUGGAUAACUGGCCUUAUAGCUGCUUUGAUCCUUUUGAGUUUAAUGCUGCAGCUUACAUUCUGUGGUCCAAAUGAAAUUGAUCAUUAUUUUUGUGAUACUGUUCCACUUAUAAAACUUUCCUGUAGUGACACCAACUUAGUAGAACUUACAAGUUUCAUCUUUACCUUUGUAUUUACUUUACCACCUUUUCUCCUCACCUUCACUUCCUAUAUAUAUAUCAUAUCUACUAUCUUGAGAAUUCCUUCCACUGUUGGAAGGAAAAAGGCCUUUUCCACUUGCUCAUCUCAUCUGAUAGUGGUUUCUAUGUUUUACGGAGCCAUCAUGAUUGUAUAUUUGUUACCAAAGUCUAAAGCACUUAGUGAUGUCAACAAAAUUUUAUCUCUCUUAUAUACAGUCUUGCCCCCUGUUGCAAAUCCUCUCAUUUACAGCCUGAGAAAUAAGGAGGUGAAGAAUUCCAUAAGGAAGGCAGGAAGAAAGUUUAUGUCUUUUAGAUUUUAA